Lithohypha guttulata is the source of this 600-nucleotide messenger RNA. It is a transcript of the gene SEC13, whose product is annotated as GTPase-activating protein S13. The transcript has 2 exons. Gene Ontology annotation, biological process: positive regulation of TOR signaling; protein import into nucleus; COPII-coated vesicle budding. Gene Ontology annotation, cellular component: nuclear pore outer ring; COPII vesicle coat. Bases 1 to 600 code for a protein of 199 amino acids. Gene Ontology annotation, molecular function: structural molecule activity; protein binding. The record is from RefSeq and is a predicted model, not a curated record. NCBI's taxonomy places the organism in Eukaryota, Fungi, Ascomycota, Eurotiomycetes, Chaetothyriales, Trichomeriaceae.
AUGGUCGCCUGGGCUCCUCCCGAUCUAGGCUGCUUACUAGCCUGUGCCUCCUCAGACGGUCAAGUCAGCGUCCUUGACUUCGCAAACAAUACAUGGAGUCACACUCUAAUCUCCGCACACGGCAUGGGCGUCAACGCCGUCUCCUGGUCUCCAUCAGGCGGCCUCCCAGGCGCAAUCGCACGCAAAGCAGACCCAUCACAACAAACGACCAACAGACGCUUCGUAACAGGCGGCUCAGACAAUGAGGUUAAGAUUUGGGAAUGGAACCAACAACAAAACACAUACACUCAAAUGCUAUCAUUACCAGAAGGCCACUCCGACUGGGUCCGCGAUGUAGCCUGGUCACCUACACUGCUUUCGAAAACAUAUAUCGCUUCAGCGUCACAGGACAAAACCGUUAAGAUAUGGACAAGCACAAAUCCAACUGAUAUCAAUUCAUGGCAGUUAGCCACCACACUGAAAGACUUCGGAGAUGCGGUCCUGUGGAGAGUGAGCUGGAGUUUGAGCGGGAAUGUGCUUGCUGUCUCGGGGUCGGACGGCAAGGUGACUUUGUGGAAGGAGAAUUUGAAGGGCUGUAUUCUGUAUGUGAUGGAAUUAUAA